Molecule: messenger RNA, 3859 nt
Organism: Linum trigynum
Lineage: Eukaryota; Viridiplantae; Streptophyta; Magnoliopsida; Malpighiales; Linaceae
Source: the annotation of a GenBank genome assembly
GACUCAUUCCUACUGUGGAUGUUUGUAAGAUUAUGUCUCAAUUUUUCAACUAUGGUAUUCAAAUUUAUUAUCUUAUAUAGUAUACGUUAGCUUACUAUUCUCGAAAAUAGGAAUAACUCUUAACCCAUGCUUAUUGACCCCUUAGUAUAUCAUUAAAUUUCCUUAGUAAAGAUGUUUGAUCUCGAGAUAAUAUUUUAUCCAAAUUCAAGGCAAUUGGUACAUCAUAAAGGUUCUAUCCUUGUCAUGAUUUUUUUUUUGCAUCUCUGGAGGCUUUACAGCCACAGAAGCAGAAGUAAAACAGGGGGAAGGGAGAAGUUACAGAACAGGGGAGGUUCCAUCGGAAUUCACAACAUCGCUGGGGAAGGAUUGUCCUCCGCCGUCGUCGCUCAUGAUAUGGUGUAGUCCUUGCGGUGGUGAGUCUAGUUCAUACCUACCAUAGGGAUAGACGAGACUGUGCUUCGAGAGCCAGUCCGCGACUCUAUUCCCUUCACAGUAAGUAUGGACUAGCCUUACCACCCAAUCUCGAGCUAUCUUGCGUCAAAUUGCUGUCAAGAGGGACACGUGGGGAUGCACCGGGUCAGAUCUCUUCUCAAUGAGUUGUAUAGCCAUCUGUGAGUCGGAUUCCAGAAUGACAGCUCUGCUGCCCUCUUCCCAAGCCAUAUCCAGUCCAUGGAAGAUGCCCCACAGCUCUGCUUGAAAGGCCGAACAAGUUCGCAAUUUAACAACAAAGCCUUUGAUCCAAAGCCCAUGGUGAUUCCGCAAGACCCCUCCCACGCCAACCGACCCUUGAGUUCCAUUAGCAGUGCCAUCGACAUUAACCUUGACCCACCCAGCUCGAGGAGGAAUCCAGCUAAUCUCGCGGGUAACUUGCUGGGCUGGAGCUCCUUGUCAUGAUAUUUUAGUUAAUGAUUCCUUACUUCUAGUACAUGAUUUAGAAAUUUGCACAUUCUUGAUAAAUAUUUUAAAGUUAAUAUUUCCUUAUUAAUAUAAGUAACUGAUUCAAUGUGUCUAUAACGCAUCGCGAGCAUAUGGUUCCAAUCAAGGUUGUCAAACCAGUUUAAUUCGUUGAGCCGAGCAUGCAAAUGGUUUGAAAUUUAAUGGUCAGAUCAUGGUCCAACCUAUUUAAGUCAUUUUAUCCCUAUUAUAAAUAUGUAUGAGUAUAUAUGGUAGUAUUUAAUAUUUCAAUAAUUUGAAUCUAAUUCGACAUGGGAUUAUCGAUCUGGGUUUUCAGCAGAGUCUCAAUGAUCCUUCUCUAUUCACCAAGGUAUCCCCUACUGGCAUAGUCGUUCUUUUACUCUAUGUUGAUGACAUGGUGAUCACAGGGUCUGAUCCGACGGGGAUUGAUCAGCUUAAAGAUGGUUUGAAACAAGCAUUUAGCAUCAAGGAUCUCGGGAAUCUUUCUUAUUUUCUGGGUCUGGAAGUUAGCCGGAAUGAUCAAGGGAUCUUGCUCAGCCAGAAAAAGUAUAUUUCAGAUCUAUUGGGUGAACACAAUUUCGAGAACUGCCACUCAGUCAAGACUCCUAUGGAGCUUAAUCUAAAGCUGCAGAAAGAUUCUGGUGAACGGCUGAAGGAUGGAUCUCAGUAUCGCAGUAUCGUGGGAAGUCUAAUCUAUCUAUCAGCUACUCGCCCUGACAUUUCAUAUGCAGUUCAGAUCGUCAGUCAAUUCAUGACUGCUCCUUGUGUAGAUCACCUUGCUGCAGUUCACAGGAUCCUGCGCUAUUUGCAAGUAACUCAGGAUGUCGGGAUUUUAUUUCCUUCGACUGGUUCGGCUGAAAUUACUGCUUAUUCUGAUUCUGACUAUGCAGGGUGUAUUGAUACUCGUCGCUCCACUUCUGGGUGGUGUGUUAAAUUUAGCGGUGCUUUCAUUUCCUGGAGAUGCAAGAAACAGGAUAAAGUUUCCAAAUCUUCUACAGAAGCAGAAUAUCGCGCUAUGUCCGAAGUUGGCUCUGAGAUGGUAUGGAUACGAAGGCUCCUAUCCGAUUUUGGUGUUGCCUGUCCUGCACCUAUGACUCUUUGUGUUGACAACACCAGUGCCAUUCGCAUUGCUGCUAAUCCAGUUCUUCACGACCGAACCAAGCACAUCGAGAUACAUGUGCAUUAUGUUCGAGAUCUCGUUCGAGAUGGCACGAUUAGUCUACAUCACCUUCCUACAGAAGAACAAGUCGCAGACAUAUUCACUAAGGCAUUCUCUACUAGUCGUCACUGGUAUCUGUGAAACAAAUUGAUGUUAAGAGAUCGGCAUCAAUUUGGGGGAGGAUGUUAGCGAACUAAGGGCCUAGGGGCUGCGGACUAUAUUGUGGUGUUAGAGUGAUUAGUGUUUAAGCCCAUUCAUUAAAUUAAGCCCAUGCCCAUGCAAGGUUUCAGAUGUACUUUGUUGAUCCUAAACCUAGGGCAUUGAUAUAUAAGGGUUAGGAGAAGUUCAGCCGGCUGUAACAUGUAUCAUCUUCUCAUCAUAGUAAAAUCAGUAGCCUGAAGAGCAUUCUAGCUCUUCCGUGGAUUAGUCCUGGAUCACAUCCAGGGAUACCACGUAAACUUCGGUGUUCGUAUCUGUUUGCUUUUCCGAAUUGUAUUUGUCUGCUACUGUGAUUGUUAACAUAUUCUUUCCAUCUAAGGAUAAAUUCUCUUGGUUAAAGAUAUAUGGAGUUGAAAUCUCAUUAGCAAUUUGCUUCGUUCUCAAAAAGUUAUACAAUUGUUUAAUCUUAGGCAGUUUCCACAAGUGCUUGUCUCAAUGAGUAGUUUCAUGCAUAUAGCUGAAACCAUUUUCUUGCAAUGUUGACAUUGAGCCUUUAAUGCUCCCCUAAAUAAUACUUUCUUAAAGUAUUUCCAUACAUGAGAUCUCAACAGUUUACUACAAAUAGAAACUACAGUAGGAGCUUCACUAUUGCUUUCACCAGACACCAGAUGAGAAUUUCCAGGAACCUUAGAUAACUUAGUGGUUUCAUCUAUUUCUGAAGCCAUUUCCAGGAACCCAAGACAACAUAACAUAUCAAUAUUAUCACUAGCUUAUAGGUAUAAGAAAUAACAUCUAAUUAAUAUUAUCAGGUUGGGGGUUUAGAGAUAUGAUUUCCUCCAGAUGUGGCUACUGAAGUUUGGAAAUACCUCUCCUAUAUACAUACAUGCUUGCAAGAUUCGUGAUUGCCAAAUCUGUGCGCAGGGAAAAUCAGGUGAGUACUGUGCAAUAAUGGGUAUCUUAGUUGGAUAUAGGGAUCUUCGAAUUGAGAAGCUCCAUUGACCUGAGACGAACGGAAGGGUCUAUCUAUUUUAUUUAGUUAUUCAGUUAACCAAUCAAACAAACAAGAAGAGUUAAUACUUGAUUGAUCAGUUGUAUCGAAGGAGCUAUGGAGUAGUCUAUGAUCCUAAACUUGUCUUCUAAGGUAAAGAUUUUCUUUUGGCGGUUCGCAAGAUAUGCUCUCCCGUUGCAGGUGAACCAUGUUAUUCCAAGGUGCAACCCCAACUGCCCCUUUUGUGACUUACUAGAGACUUAUGUUUGUUUCAUUGGAGAGUGCCAAUUGACCAGUCAUAUAUUACAUCACUACCCCUUGAAGAAGCUCUUUUCGUAAAGACAUAACAAUAGUAUAAUAGAGUGAGUGGAGCCAAUGGAAUAGCCAAUAUUUUAGGCAAGAGGGGUCCAACUUUAAAAAAAACUUAAAAUAACUAUCAAUUUUCUAUAGUGAUCCGCAACGAGUUCUCAUAUUUUGAAAAGUUUGUAAAAUACACUCACCAUCCAAGCUAUUAAGAAUGUCCCUCUCAAGGUAUCCAACCGAAAAUCUUCAUGAUAUCAUCACUCAUUCGACUCCGAAGAGUGUGCUUCACGUAGUUCAUUGUCAAAAAUACUAUUUGAGGUAGUAUUUUCUUAUUU